Pieris brassicae (large cabbage white) is the source of this 1192-nucleotide messenger RNA. Its product is annotated as brachyurin-like. Gene Ontology annotation, molecular function: serine-type endopeptidase activity. The record is from RefSeq and is a predicted model, not a curated record. Lineage: Eukaryota; Metazoa; Arthropoda; Insecta; Lepidoptera; Pieridae. The transcript is spliced from 5 exons. Gene Ontology annotation, biological process: proteolysis. The coding region runs from base 184 to 1062 and encodes 292 amino acids.
GUAAACUGUUUACUGAUCUCAUAAAACAAAGAAGUGUUGAGAAAAAAUAUAUUGAUUUCUUUUGUUUAUUCUAUCUAAUCAAUUAAGUGUGGACACGGUUCUAUUUACGUACUUCAAGCCUUUAUCUGGUCACUAGACUUAUAAAUACAUGGUUUUCCUUUUAACUAAUCACUCGGCAGAAAAAUGCAACUGUUAAUUGUAUUAGCUCUGGUUUCUGUCACCUUUGGUGCGGGUGUACCAACAUGGAAUACCGCGUAUGGAUACUUGACAAGGUUCGGGAUUCCAGAAGCCGAGAGAAUUCUAAAAGCUGAAGAAUCCAUAAAUGAGUUGGAACAAGUAUCCAGAAUAUCUGGAGGGGUACCAGCUGCACUUGGACAAUAUACUUAUCAGGCUGGCAUCAUAUCUGAGAUAAAAAACACCGAAAGCCGCGGCAUGUGUGGUGGAUCCUUGGUCUCGGCAACAAAAGUCCUUACAGCUGCACAUUGCUGGUAUGAUGGUAAAAACCAGGCCUGGAAAUUGACUGUGGUCCUAGGAUCAGUGUAUCUAUUUAAAGGAGGUAUCCGAAUGGAGACAACAGAUGUUCAAACUCAUCCACAUUGGUCACCGUUAUUGAUCCGUAAUGAUGUAGCUAUCGUAACACUGCCAGAAAAAGUAGUUUUUUCAGGUACGGUGGCUCCGAUCGCUCUGCCGAGUGAAGAACAGGCUAGUGAGACCUUUGUUGGAGCCUUCGCUGUGGCAUCGGGUUAUGGAAUCACUUCCAAUGAUGAAAAAGUGACUACAAACCAAAGUCUUAACCACGUCCGUCUGCGUGUGAUCACAAAAGCUGUAUGCUCCAUGGCUUUCCCCUUUAUCAUCCAGGAGUCACAUCUGUGCACCAGCGGAUUUGGAGGCGUAAGCACUUGCGGUGGAGAUUCUGGUGGCCCUCUCGUUGUCGGUGACGGUGACUCACGAAUCUUGAUCGGAAUAACAUCGUUCGGAUCAUCUUUGGGCUGCCAAUUUGGUCUUCCUGCAGCCUAUACAAGAGUGUCAUCGUUUUUAGAUUUCAUAAAAGAAAGACUCUAAAUGGCGAUACACCAUUUUAUUUGUAAUGAUAAUUAAAUCUGCAAGAAAAGGAUUAAUACGAUGUGAUUUCUAAGUGUAUCAAAAUUCAAUUGUAUAAAAAUAAUAUUACAUUUUAUUCGUAAAUUUGUUU